UCCUUAUCUCGUUCUUCGGUUAUGUCCAGUCCUGGUGAUUCGUCGAAGUUCGCACGCUAUGUGCUCCCCGACAACAUCGUUAUUAGCGAGUAUUCGGUUCAUCUCAAGCCUAACUUCGAGACCUUCCGUUUCCAAGGGACGUCAAAGAUAUCAAUAACAGUGAAGGAACCGACGAAGACGAUCAAGCUUCAUGCUAAGGAGCUUUCGAUUGAUCCAAACGUUGCCUAUACCCCAUAUGGUGGCUCGUCUAUCACAGCUUCGUCAGUAAGCGUAUCGAAGGCCGCGACGGAAUGCACAUUUGAGUUCUCCGAGGAACUCCAACCCGGCGAGGGGGAGUUGACUGUUGAAUAUGUCGGGACACUCAAUGACCAAAUGGCAGGCUUCUACCGAUCUGGAUACGUUGAUCAGUUUGGUAAGAAGCAAUACAUGUUGAGCACCCAGAUGGAAUCUAUCGAUGCUAGGAGAGCAUUCCCGUGCAUAGAUGAACCCAAUCGCAAGGCCGUGUUCCGAAUCACCAUCACCACUGAUGCCGGCUUACAGGUUCUCUCGAAUAUGCCGGAGGCGUCCCGCACUGUAUUCAACGCUGGCUCGAAUGAGAAGCCUGUGUCCUACCAGACGGUGGAGUUCAUGCCAUCUCCCAAGAUGAGCUCAUACUUGGUGGCCUUUUGCGUCGGACAAUUCGAGUUCCUCCAAGACACCACAGAUAAGGGAACACUGGUACGUGUAUUGUGUACACCCGGGAAGCAGUCGCAGUGUGGAUAUGCCUUGGAGGUUGCCACAAGGGUCCUGACUUGGUAUGAAGGCUUCUUUGGUAUUCCUUAUCCCUUGCCGAAACUUGAUCUUAUAGCUGUUCCCGACUUCGCCAUGGGUGCCAUGGAGAACUGGGGUCUGGUCACAUACAGAGAGAUCGAUCUCUUGUGCGAUCCCGAGAAGCUUUCUACCAAGCGUCGCGCGCGCAUCACUUCCACUGUUACCCACGAGUUGGCGCAUCAGUGGUUCGGCAAUCUUGUGACCAUGGACUGGUGGGACGGCAUCUGGCUCAAUGAGAGCUUCGCGUCCUUCAUGGAGAAUCUCAGCGCUGAUGCUCUGUACCCUGAGCUUGGCAUGUGGAACACGUACAUACACCAGUUCUUCGAGGGUGGCCUUCAGCUAGAUGGACUACGUUCUAGCCAUCCCAUUGUUGUACCUAUUUACCAUGCUGAGGAGGUCGAUCAGGUGUUCGACCAAAUAUCCUAUGAGAAGGGAUCUGCAGUUGUAAGGCAGCUGUGGGCUGUCCUCGGAGCUGAGAAGUUCCAGGAGGGCGUCCGUCGAUACAUGCAUGCUCACGAGUAUGGCAAUUCUGUAACGGAGGACUUAUGGGACGCUUUGGAGAAGGUAUCGGGCCAACCCGUGAAGGAGAUGAUGGAUUCAUGGACCGACCAGAUGGGUUACCCUGUAUUGGAGGUCGGCCCUCGUGACUCCAAUGGUAACUGUAGAGUCGCACAAAGUUGGUUCCUAUCUGAUGGCUCGGUGAAGGAAGGGGAUGAGGAGAAGAAGUGGGUGGUGCCGAUCCUCGUUGGUGAUGAUAAGACGCCAUCGGGGGAGAUGGGCAGACUCACUAUGAUGCGUGAGAAGUCUGAGACCAUAAAUGUCGGUAACGGCAAAUGGGCCCUCCUCAACUACGGUGCGUGGGUGCCCUAUAGGGUCCAUUAUACUUCUGCUGAGGAAUAUGCUAAGAUUCUAUCCGGGGUCACUGACAUGAGCAUCCCAGUCCCGAACAGAGUCAACCUCUUGGGCGAUAUUUUCGCCCUCACCAAAGCCGGACGAGUUAGUCCUGAAGAUGCUCCUCGAGUCUUGAAGGCGUACAGGAACGAAGUCGAUGCCGACGUUUGGGAUGCUCUUUCCAACCUCAUCGGUGGUCUGUCCACCAUCUGUACCGGGCUGGGCCGGACUGCUGAGUUGGACAAGUUGGUGUCGGGUAUGAUAACUCCUCUGUUAGAGAAGGUGGGAUGGGAAAGGAAGGCCGGUGAGACCCCAAAGGACCGUCAACUUCGGACUUGUUUGGCCGGCCUGGCCUCCCAGCACUGCUCGUCCGAUGCGUCCCUCGCCGCUAAAUGCGCUGAGAUGACCCGUGGCUUCCUCGAGGACGCCGACUCUCUCGCUGAGGACGUCAGGGUGCCGGUCUUCCGACUGGCCUUGGCCGGCAGCGAGUCGUCCGUUGGGGAGGAGUUGUGGAAGGAGCUCAUCAAAACGGCAGAGAAAUAUGAGACCCCCCAAGGGUGUAGGAUGGACAUCUAUCUCAGCCUCGGGUAUAUCGCCAGCCCGGCCCUCAAGAAGCGCACUCUGGACAUGUGCCUUACCAACUUCAUCAAGCCACAGGACUUCUUCUACCCCAUGGGGAGUGUUCGUAUAUCCACCCAAGAUGCUGCUGAAAUGACUUGGAAGUGGCUGUUGGACAACAUCAAGGCUUGUCAAGCCCGUGUCGCCACCGCCAGCUCCUCUCUGCUAGCUGGUGUGAUACUCAACUGCACUAGGCGCGGCUUCACGUAUGAGAUGGCGGACAGUGUCGAGAAGUUCGCCAAAGACAAUGAGCUCACUUCGAUCUCUCGGACCAUCUCCCAAAUCGCCGAGAAUAUCCGCUCGAAUGCCAGCAUGGUAGAAAGAGCUAAGAAGAGCGCUAUAGCUUCUGCAGAAUUCUGGACAGAUCUGUGA
Messenger RNA from Perkinsus marinus ATCC 50983, 2691 nucleotides. RefSeq names its product Puromycin-sensitive aminopeptidase, putative. Gene Ontology annotation, molecular function: peptide binding; zinc ion binding; metalloaminopeptidase activity. Bases 22 to 2691 code for a protein of 889 amino acids. The record is from RefSeq and is a predicted model, not a curated record. Gene Ontology annotation, biological process: peptide catabolic process; proteolysis. NCBI's taxonomy places the organism in Eukaryota, Perkinsozoa, Perkinsida, Perkinsidae. Gene Ontology annotation, cellular component: cytoplasm. The transcript is spliced from 11 exons.